Molecule: messenger RNA, 992 nt
Organism: Protomyces lactucae-debilis
Lineage: Eukaryota; Fungi; Ascomycota; Taphrinomycetes; Taphrinales; Protomycetaceae
Exons: 1
Coding region: 97-987 (296 amino acids)
Source: RefSeq, a predicted model, not a curated record
ACCUGUUCAACGCUUUUCGCCUCUUUCUGUGGCAUCUGAAUGCCUGCCUCCUGAACAACUCGACAUGCAGCCCGGUCCUACGCUACCACAUGUGGCAUGCGGAGCAUCGUGUUCCUCGGUGCGCCCAGUCAAAAGAAGUUGGAAGAAACUUGGAAGGAGAGCUAUAUUGAUAAUGACUGGGCCCCUCUAUCACAACGGCCAAAUUUGACUGCUUGGCGGCAACUGCCUAGUCAAGCAGAGGAAGAUUUAGAGCCUGCAGCUGAUGAUUCAUAUCUUGUACCACUCAAUGAUGUCGAAGGAGCUGCUCAAGAUGCUACUUUUGGACAGGAGAAUGCUUCCGUUGCGUCCAACUUGACUUCUUUUCUGCUCACUCAACCAGUCAACUAUUGCUUUGAUCCUGCCAAGGUGCUCGAUCUUGAAGAUUUACUGGCAUCUCCAAUUUCCUCGAAUGAGCCUGGCAUUCAUGAGAGCUUUCCCAUUGCGUACACUUUCAUGGCUGCAAUCUUGUCGCCUCCAGUAAUGGAGCAGAAGAUUACAAAGUUUAACACGGAGCCGAUCCCCUUUGUCAGGCUCAUGGUGGGCGACCAUACAGCUUCUGGCUUCGAGAUUGCUUGUUGGGGAGUAUAUGCUCUGUCUAUCGCCCAAGAGUGUCGUGUUAGAGACGUGCUUCUCUUCCAAGACAUUUCCCUCAGUGACUUCAGGGGCAGGAUCCAGGCAAAGACGCGGCGAUUCAAGUCUCGCAUCUCAAUUCUAUAUCGCGUCGAUGCCAUCAGCAAACAAGAUCGUCGCUUACAACCGACACUGCUGGUAGAUGCACAAUCUCGACGUGUGCAAGAAGUUCGAGAUUGGGUCAUGCGAUGGAUACCCAAAGACUCUGGCCCUCCAUCAGAGCAGACUCAACCGCUGCCUGACACGCCCAACACGACAAGCGACACGUUCAAUUCCACACGCACCCAUUUAGAUCAUUCAACAAUGCACGCUACAUGAUGCUU